Thunnus maccoyii (southern bluefin tuna) is the source of this 4996-nucleotide messenger RNA. Its product is annotated as solute carrier family 45 member 3. The record is from RefSeq and is a predicted model, not a curated record. The transcript is spliced from 6 exons. Gene Ontology annotation, molecular function: sucrose:proton symporter activity. Bases 325 to 2037 code for a protein of 570 amino acids. Gene Ontology annotation, biological process: transmembrane transport. Gene Ontology annotation, cellular component: membrane. NCBI's taxonomy places the organism in Eukaryota, Metazoa, Chordata, Actinopteri, Scombriformes, Scombridae.
UGUCACAGCUCGGCCGCUGCUGGCUUCUCACAAGUUGAGCAACAGCAGUAAAUACGUCGGGAACGAGCAAGUUGCUGCACGGAUUUCCCGGAGCUGCACAUAAUUUAAGAUCCAGAAUGCUGAGAAGAGGAUGAAUCCUUCAGGUCAUCUGAGACAUCCACGUGUCUUUGCCGCUGUCCCUCCCCGACAGCCCUCUCGUCCCACUGGGGCACCAUCUGUUUCCCCACGCUCGCCCCCUUGCCCCAGCCCGGGUCCCUCCCCCCUCCCCUGCCCCCAGUAGUGGCCACCCCAGAGGGGAGGAAAGGCGAGCCAGCCCCUGUAAAUAUGCCUGGAUGGAGGUCUCAGUGGCGUCUCGUCCUGUUGAACUCCCUGACCUGUGGCCUGGAGAUCUGUGUGGCAGCUGGGAUCACAUACGUGCCCCCGCUGCUGCUGGAGGCUGGAGUGGAGGAGCGCUACAUGACCAUGGUGCUAGGUAUUGGUCCAGUGCUUGGUCUUCUGUUCAUCCCUCUGAUUGGCUCAGCCAGUGACCACUGCAACAGCAGUUAUGGCAGAAGGCGGCCUUUCAUCUGGCUGCUGUCUCUGGGAGUCCUUGUGGCACUUUUUAUCAUUCCCCACGCUGAUGUCCUGGCUGCACGCCUUGCUUGGGGUGGGCGUACUCUCCAGGUGGGUUUCCUUAUCCUUGGUGUGGGGCUCCUUGACUUUUGUGGACAAGUGUGCUUCACACCAUUGGAGGCGCUUCUAUCGGACCUGUAUCGAGACGAGGAGGACUGUGGCCAAGCCUUUGCAAUGUUCUCCUUCAUGGUCAGCUUGGGAGGCUGCGUGGGUUAUUUGCUUCCAGCACUGGACUGGAGUCGAAGCCUGCUCUCUGUUUACCUAGGAGGCCAGGCCGAGUGCCUCUUCUCUCUCCUCAUCCUCAUCUUCAUCUCCAGUGUGCUGAUCACCAUGAAGGUGUCCGAGGAACCCUCUUUUACCAGCAGUGGCUUGGUGGGGUCUGGAUCUUUACUGGAGCCCGGGGCUGGAGCGAUAGAGACCGGCCGGUGCGGUGUGCCGCGGUCAUGCUGCUACCUGCUGAAGUGCAAGCUGAGGCUGCUGAAGUCUGGACCCGUGCUGUGCUUGCUGAGAACGUGCUGGUCCAUGACUCCAGCCAUCUACAGGAGCUACUGCCAUGUCCCAAGGGUGAUGAGGCAGCUGUGUGUGGCUCAGCUCUGCAGCUGGAUGGCUGUCAUGUCCUUUAUGCUUUUCUACACAGACUUUGUGGGGGAAGGCCUGUACGAGGGCGUGCCCAGUGCAACACCAGGAAGUGUGUCCAGGCAAAGAUAUGAUGAAGGUAUCCGUAUGGGCAGUCUGGGCCUGUUCCUGCAGUGUGCUACCUCAACCUUCUUCUCCCUGGUCAUGAGUCAUUUGGUUCGCCAUUUUGGCUCAAGGUGGGUUUACCUGAGCAGUAUGGUGAGCUUCACACUCUCUGCUUUGGUCAUCUGUUUGUCCAAAAGUGUGGUCCUGGUCACAGCCAUGGCGGCCCUCACUGGCUAUGCAUACGCCACGCUGCAGACUCUGCCCUACACGCUCACCUGUUACUACCACAAAGAGAAAGAGGUCUAUAUGCCAAAAAGGAAAACCAAAAGCGUGCAUAAAAAUGGUAUUACACCCAAGCGGGACUCUGUGUAUUUGACUCCUGUGGAAGAGGAGAGUGGACUAAACCACAAAACGGGGGCCACCUACGGACAUGCCUUCCUCAAACAGGACGGUUAUGAGUACUACCCCAGUCCUCACAGCCAGAACGGCUCAUCUCACAGCACCGGUGGAACCGAGCAGGAGGAGGCGGAAUCGGGGUAUGAGAAACGUGGCGUGGGCUUGGACUUUGCCAUCUUAGACAGCACCUUUCUCCUCUCUCAGGUUUUCCCCACCCUCUUCAUGGGCAUGAUCGUUCAGUUCGCACAGUCCGUCACUGCCUACAUCGCCUUCUCUGCCAUCUUCGGGACUGUCGCCAUCUACUUGGCCAGUCAAAUUGUCUUUGACCAAAAGGACCUCAAAAGCUGACAUGGGAGUGAUGAUGGAGUCACAAAUGUCAAUCAAGUCAUUCAGGUUCCAUGGGUGGAACUCAACAAUGCACUACUGUUCCCAGAAUGCCUUGCUUUUGUACCAUGUGUUUGCUUUUGAGAAAAGCGCUGCGUUGAGGAAGUGUGUGUGUCUGUCGGUCAGUGUGUGGCAGGGUAUGAGAGAAAGUGGGUAACGAAGGAAAAUAUGUCACCAGAGAUAUAUUGUCUGGCAGUGACAUGCAGUGUCAGUUACAGCAGGAAUUGUUACCUGAAGAGUCAACACCAACUGUGUGCUCAGGUCAGGUGUGGUACUCUCUGUACUGAACACUAUUGACUUCUAAUAAUCUCUCUAAAAGUUUUGUUGUGACAUCUUUUCUGUCCAUCGUCCUUUUCCUCAGGUAGCACCAAACAGAUUUACUGUAGAACUCAUCAACCUCUGAUACACUGCUACUCACUUUUUAUGGUUUUUAUCCUCAGAUAUCCACAGUUUUUAAAAGUAUUUUGUUUUGUACACAGUGUGUCAAACACAGUGCUUGUACAGACUCAUCUGCAGUAUCACUAUGCUACUCUGGAGACUGGUCUUCUUACUGAGAUGGGCUUGUCUUUCCUCACAAUGGUAGAAAGGAUAGAUCAACGCAAUGUUUCUACCCAUUUAGAAAAUAGAAUUACAAGUGGGACCAUUGGACUUGUCCAUCCAGCAUCAAAAACAAACUAUAGUGAUCUUUUAUUGUGAUUCCAUAAAGCUAAGGGGACCUUUGAAAGAUAGAUUUUUUUUAAAUGGUUAAAAUAUUCUGACUUUUAGUCUUCUAAAGCUCCAAAAACACUGGAUCCUACAUUUCCCAUAAUACAACUCAUAAGUGUAUUUCAUUAGGCCUUCCUUGCCUGUGAAAUGCCAUCGUCUUUCACACUCCAUGCCCUCGGUUUGUAACAUGUUUUCUGUCAGAUAUUUUGAAGUGUCAAGCCUAAUCCAAGAUAACUAUAAUGACAUCAUCAGGGUCAUUUUCUCAGACUUAACAAAGCUCCUUAAGAGCCACAGAAGGUGUUUUACAACCGUUUUCACAAGCCUAGUAUGUGUAACAUUGGUGGAAUACCCCUUUAAAAAAAUCACCUGUGCUAUGAUUCUGGCCCCAUCUAGUGUCAUUUAUUAAUUAAUGAACAGUUUUACUGUAAAUAUCUUGUAUACAAAUUUACUGUAUAUCCCUAUGGGAAUGAUGUUAUGCAACCUGAUGAGGUGCGGUUAUCGACUGUGGUGGUUUAACAAUGAAGCUGUUUACUUGGAACUGGAAUACUGCAUCAAACGUCCUUUUGUAGUAAGAUAAUCAUGAGCGGUCAAAUCUAGUGGACUGCUCAUCCCGUCCAACUCUGCGUCUGAUCAGGACAGUCGUCUCAGGUUAGUGUCCCACGCUGUUUAUAUGCCACUGAUAAAACACUUUCCCUGCUGCCUAAACCCUCAAGUUUUACUGUAUUUUCAAAUGACAAUCUAGGACAUCCAGAUGGACUUGUUAUAUAAUGUUGUAUGUAAACAUGCAGUGUGAUGUCUGAUGGAAGCCAACUUCAUAGCACCCAUUCCUGAAAGACCAAAAAAAGUCAUGCAGUAAAUGGAAACAUUUGGUGACUGAAAAUGAUUUGAGAGUAGGCACUGUAUAUUGAUGGGCUGAAGGCCAAGCUGAGUCGAGGUGUGUGUGUGCGUGUGUGUCUGUGUGUGUUUGUUUAUACAUAACAUGGAGGAUAGACAGUGAGAAAGCAUGAGUAAUAUUUAAGUGUGAGGCUAAUGAAAAGCGAUAUGACUUGAGUGUGUGCAGUUAUAAUAAACUGUAUUGACUUUAGCCCAUAUGAUGCGGUAUCUUAAAAUGUAUCAUGGCCUUCAGUGGAGCUUGUCAAAUCGGCCAGUUGGUGUAAACACCACGCUGGUGUUGCAACCAGAAGGAUCCUGAAGGAUCUUAUUGCCUGAGGUGCGCUCAGAAUGGGGGAAGCAAAAAUGGCAGAAGAUUUGUCAUGUUUACACGACUGCAUAGAAGACUCAAAAACAACCGAAUUAUCCUUUUCACCCUGAAAUGCACAGGAAAAUAUUGUUUAGCAGUAGCAGAAGUAUCAGAAAAAGGUUGUUUUCAAGUGCCUGUACAUUUUCAACAUUUUUUGUACAUAAUGUAUUUAUUUAUUAUGCUUUUAUUACAAAAUAGUGCAUAUUAAACUAUUGGCCUCUUUGGCAUCUGUCAUAGGUGCAAGGGUGAAGGCUGUGAAAAAGAUAAAUUAUUUCUAUAGAUGUGGUAUAGAAGCAUCCUCAAAGCUAUAAUUUAUUUUAACAUUACCCACAUUGUCCUGUAGCUCUGACAGCAUCACAGAGCCUAAUGCUGAUAACUGCUGUCACUCACUAUAUGUAUCAGAUCAGCUGCAGAUGAGAAUACUCAAUACUUAAAGUUACCAGAUUCCCCCUGUGGACAUAAUCCAUGUAGCCUGUAUCAGCUGAAAACUUAAUUCACGUCACACAACUGAGAGGCUUUGUGAUUUUAUUUUAUUUUUUCCUCCCCCCUGGUGCAGCUGGUGCAAAUACAGUAAGAAACCUUGUCAUUUUUGUCAAUACUGCUUUAUCUGGGUCUUAUAUAACCACUUAUUUCCUAUCAGAGACCUGUUUUAUUGUUUAAUUUAACAGAUAAAACUACAGAUAUCUUUAACUGAAUGGGUGGAGUUGUUUUCAGUCCCUAUUGCUCGCAACCAAAUGUCCUGUUCGAUUUAAGACAGCAAAGUGCCAGUGGCCAGUCUACCUUAAGGCCAGAAAUCAUUGUGUUCUGAUGUCAUUGAUCAGUUGUUGUUUUUUACAUCACAAUUUUAGUAAUCACUGUCAUUAAUGCAUUCAGCCAUAACAAAAAAAAUGUUUCUUUUAUGUUGUACAUCAUCAGAUUGUGUAUAAAUAUGCAGUUACCAAACAGAUUUUAUACAAAAUAAAACUGCAUUGUGAAUGA